Messenger RNA from Anguilla anguilla (European eel), 4579 nucleotides. RefSeq names its product ligand of numb-protein X 2b (gene lnx2b). Gene Ontology annotation, molecular function: protein binding; metal ion binding; ubiquitin-protein transferase activity. Lineage: Eukaryota; Metazoa; Chordata; Actinopteri; Anguilliformes; Anguillidae. The record is from RefSeq and is a predicted model, not a curated record. The transcript has 10 exons. The coding region runs from base 358 to 2454 and encodes 698 amino acids.
UCCUACCCUGUUUGCUGUUCGAAACUGGGAAAAAAAAAAUUGGGUGUCCUACUAGACAACACCUGAGGCAGUGUCGGAGAAUGGGCAGAAACGUAUGGAAUAGGAGGACUCGGUCAGAACUGUGAAAAAAACAACCUUUCCCCGAUGUAGUUCGUCGAAGUCACGAAGUCCGGGAUGAAGACAUAUGGAAAGUAGGGUUUUGAUUGGAUAUACCUCCCAAGAGUCUUGGAUUUCUGGACCAGACUGGACUAAUUUUGCUCUGAAUCGGACAAAGGGAAAGGCAGGAAGAGGGGCAGAAGAGAAGCGGUGCUCUCUGAAGAGGGGAAGCAGGACUCUCCACCCGCCGAGCUGGCGGCCAUGACGGAGGCGCGGGCCCCUUCGGCCCCGGCGGGGCUCAGCUGGGCGCAGGUGUGCAAGGAGUGCGGGCAGGGGCACGGCGGGCAGGAGGGCCACCUGUACGAGUACCUGGACGAGGUGGACGACGAGCUGAUCUGCCACAUCUGCCUGCAGCCGCUGCUGCGGCCCAUGGACACGCCCUGCGGCCACACCUACUGCUUCCAGUGCCUGAGCAGCUUCCUGCGCGAGCAGGACUUCUGCCCCGUGGACCGGCAGCGGCUGCAGCUGCACCAGUGCCGCUCCUCCAGCCUGCUGGUGCGCAACCUGCUGGACAAGCUGACCGUGCUCUGCCCCUUCCACGCGCACUGCCAGCAGCAGAUGCAGCGCUGCGAGCUGCAGCCUCACCUGCACAACAGAUGUCCUGCGUUCCGGAAGCUUCGGGAGGAAGCGGAGAAGAGGAAGAGGCCCGCUUGGAACGAGCUGAAGGGGCGGGCCGAGGGGGAGCCGGGGGCCGACGCCAAGCACCCCGCAACGCAGUCCCGGACCGCCGCCCCCCGCGGCCCCGCCGAGCCCGGAUUGGUCAACCCCGCCUUUGAGGAGAGCGAGGAUGAAGCCCCUCUGAGGUCCAGCCUGGUGGCCGAGGCGAGCGUGGUGGAGAUCUACCGGGACGAGCCGGAGGAGGAGCUGGGCGUGCGCAUCGUGGGCGGGAAGGACACGCCCCUGGGCAACAUCGUCAUCCAGGAGGUCCUGCGCGACUCGCUCGCCGCCCGAGAUGGCAAGCUGGCCCCCGGGGACCACAUCUUGGAGGUGAAUGAUGUCAACGUGGCCUGCGUGCCCCACCGCCGGGCCAUCGCGGUGCUGCGCCGGCCCUGCCCGCUGCUCCGCCUCACCGUCAUGCAGGAGAAGGGCUUCUCCACCCGGAACCCCCGGCCGGAGCACCACCCGCCCGCCGGCACCAACGCCACGCCCCUUUCCCUCGGCCCCGCCCCCAACAACAACAACAGCAGCGGCCCCGGCCCCCAGCCGGGCAGCACGGUCACCCAGGUGAUGCUGGUGAAGAGGGACCGCUCGGAGCCCCUGGGCAUCAAGCUGAUCCGCAAGUCGGAGGAGCCGGGCGUCUUCAUCCUGGACCUGCUGGCCGGGGGCGUGGCCGCCAAGGACGGCAAGCUGCGCAACAACGACAAGGUGCUGGCCAUCAACGGGCACGACCUGCGGCACGGAACACCCGAGAGCGCCGCCCAGAUCAUACAGGCCAGCGAGGUGCGGGUGAACUUUGUGGUGAUGAGGCAGGCCGAGGUGCCGGAGGAGGGGGGCACGAGCACGGAGGGGCCGGGCAGAGGGUCCAGGAGGGUUCCCGAAACGCAGUACUUCAGGCGCCGCUCUACCUACGUGAAGGACCCCCCGGGCGGGUUCUCCAGCCAGGAGAAGACUGUGAGCCUGAAGAAGGAGCCGCGUCUGUCGCUGGGCAUCACCAUCGCUGGCGGGCGGGACAGCCGCAGCAGAGUGCCCGUCUACAUCACCAGCGUGCAGCCGGUGGGCUGCCUGCACCGCGACGGCACCAUCAAAACCGGCGACGUUCUGCUGAGCAUCAACGGGGUGGACCUGACCCAGCUGACCUACAGCGAGGCGGUGUCGGUGCUGAAGGCGCAGACGGCCCAGGCCAGCGUGGUGCUGCGCGUGGUCCAGACCAUCACCGAGGGAGAGGAGGAGGAGGAGGAGGAAGGGGACGGGGAGCACAAGGAGGAGCUGGAGAUGCUGGAGAACCCCCGGGAGGAUGACCUCAACUGGGCCCCCCUGUGGACCCGCUGGCUGGGCCUGCCCAGCCACAUGCACUGGUGCCGGGACAUCGUCCUGCAGAAGACCAACGGCGAGAGCUGGGGCUUCAGCAUCGUGGGGGGGUACGAGGAGACCCACGGCCAGCAGCCCUUCUUCAUCAAGACCAUCGUCCCCGGGACCCCCGCCCACUUCGACGGCCGCCUCAAGUGUGGCGAUGAGAUCGUGGCGGUGAACGGAGCCACCACCGUGGGCAUGAACAACUCCUCCCUCAUCCCCCUCCUCAAGCUGCAGAAGAACAAAGUCACUCUCACUGUGGUGUCGUGGCCUGGGAGCCUGGUGUAGCCCCGCCCACACCUCGCCCUGCCCCCCCUCUCCCUUCCGCCUGGUCUGGCGUAUACAGAGAUCCCCCCCCCCCCCUCCUUUCCUAUCCCAAGAAAAAUGCCUUGGCAAGCCUUGCUGAUCGCUGUUACUACACACUGUCAAUCAAUCAGUUCACUAAGCUUGAUUAUAGUGAUGAGAGCGGUUUCAUGAAUGGGUGGGCAUGCAAUGAGAUGUUAAUCACUAACAUGUUUGAACAAAUCUGAAUUUACUUGCUCCAAAGCAGAGGAAACGCAAUGAAUCGCUGAAAUCGGUGAAUCACUCAUAGCAAAUUGUUGCUCCGCCCAUUUCUGAUGUCAUAAACCUAGCCGUACCAUCACUACGUCAUUUACGGAGCCGGUCCUGAGACGAGCUUCCCCAGCUGUUGCCUUGCUGCGUACAGUAGGGCAUGACCUUAAUUUAAAAUUUUAAAUGCUAUUUUACAGACAAUCUCUGGUGUGAAUUUUAAUUGACUGCUGGUUUUGCACUUUGUCCUCCCACACUUGUUAAAUCUGCAUUGAUUUCCUCUGUGACUCACUACUUAAAGAGAGGUUUUAUGCAGUGGGGGGGGGAAUCAUUUGCUACUUUUUUCAUAUUCAAAUAGCAGUUGAAUGUGGAACCACACAACAGGCGAAGCAAAUCAAAUGUGCAAGAUUGGCUUGUUUUACCAAAAUACUUUCAGGUAAACUGGAGGGAAAAGUAGGUCCAACCUGUUUAAAAACAUACUGACAUUUCGUUAAAUGGAUAAUUGUGUGCCUGUGUGUCUAUCUGUCUGUCCGUGUUUGUGUGUGAGUGCGUGUGUGUCUGUCGGCCUGUGUUUGUGUGUGAGUGCGUGUGUUUCUGUCGGCCUGUUUGUGUGUGUGUGUGUGAGUGCGCACGCGUGCGCGGGUGCACCAGUCAUGUGUACAGGUGGUUAGCAAGUACUGAGUUACAUCAUCACUGUAGCUCCACCCCAUGUCCCUGUGAGAGGAAAGUCGAUGGGGUUCAGUGUCAACAAGAUGGAUGAAGUAACUACAGUAUAGAGCCCUUAUUACCCACAAGAAGAGCGCUCCGCUCCACCACACUACAGUCCUUGUUUUGUUCAGACCUUGCAGCUCUUUUAGUUGUUUAUAGACUUGUUUCCCGUUUCAUGCAGUGAUUCAUUUUUUUAUGUGCUGACAAUUGACAGCCAGUUUUAGGCAUUUUUGAUGGCAGAAACUCUAUAGCAGUUCACAUUUCAAAGGUUUCCCUUUUUUUAGUCAUCUUACAGUAGUAUUAUAUUGUAAUCUGGAACCUAAAGACUGCUACCAUGUACAAUAUAAACAAUCAAAAAAUGUAUGAAUGAAGUAUAACCCAAGUGAUGUGGAGAAGUGUAGUGUUUAACGUUUGAUGUAAAACCUUGAACUCUUUCGGAUGAGAACAGACCAAAGUCUCAUAAUGAAGUAAAGAACCUCUCCAGCUCACCAUAACUGAUUUAUUAUAACAGUUAAGAUUACUGUGGGCAUCUUGAGUUAUUUCUUGUGAAAAUGUUAAUGCCUGUGUUUUUGGCUUCUAUUGAUUUGUUCACAAACUGUACAUGCACUGCACUGUAAUUGUUUGGGCUACCUAACUGUUCUGUGAAAUGUUUUAUUUUGAAUGUUUCAAUUAAUUGGGUGCCUUGUGUCUACAGAAAGACUAAUCAAUAUUCACCUGCCUUAAGUACCAAAAAAUGCAAUCAAUGUUUUGCCCUGACUUUGACUGGACUGGAGUGCCCAUAUAUUGAAGUAUCAUCUAGUUCAGUUUUCACGGGAGGAGUACAGCUGCAAUGGGAACAACAGAGCAGUUGCUUCCAAGGAACUGGAGACUUUGAUUAAAUAGCACUACGUGUAUUUUAUGACUUAGUUGUUAAAACCUCUAAGCAUUGUCUUUUUUGAUUGAUCUUAAAUAUGGGGGAUCAGGGGUUAGAGGCUCCCAUAUAAUAUUGCUUCUUCAGUCUCCUUGCUGCUGUAGACACUGCAGGUUUGUAUGACUUUUAAAUAAAUGAAUAAAUAGCAAAAUGUCAGCAUUCAGACCUCUGAAGCAGAAAGGAGCUUCUUCAAUUUUGUGAUUUAAGACAACUCAUUAAAGUCAAGUGUGUUACUUUUCAAUAUUA